GACUUUUUAAAUAGUAAAUGAAAGCAAUUCUACCUCUUCUGUACUUGUACUUUUCCCCUUUCUCUGUCAUUAACACAAGCUUUGUGCUUAAUACUUCACGAUUUUUCUUCUCCCCUUUCACAUAUUUUUCUUGCUUCAACUUGGUUCUUUUUACCUAUUUAUAGAUACCCAAAAGGCUAAUAUUAGCUAACAGGUGUUCUAGUUGCUAAUAAGCUAAAUCCAACUACUUAUUAGGCUUCCAUUUUGUUGUUUCACUUCAAGAUUUUUGUGGGGUUUGCUUAUUUUUACAGAGCAGAUCAUACCUAUCUUUUUGAUAUUUCAGAUCAUACUUACUUGGGGGUCAGUAAAGCUUCUUUGACUAUUUUGGUCGUAUUUAUCAAUUCAAGAUACUGUAUUUAACAUGAGGAAUUUUGGACGCGGUUCCAAUUCGUUAAAGUCAGCUGAAACUAUGAGGCUUAUUCUCUCCAUAGGUUGCGGAAUCAUUUUUGGCUUAUUUAUAGGACUUUCAUUUCCUACUAGCUCAUUAAACAAGCUAAAUAUAACAGCCAGUAUUGUAAGCAGCUUCCCAAUUGCUAGAGACAGAAACAAUAUUGUUUCAGCCCAAACACAUACAGAUUCUUCGAUCAAAAAUCAGAAUGCUACAGAUCAAUUAAAGAUUUGGGUCCCAUCAAACCCAAGAGGGGCAGAAAGAUUACCUCCAGAGAUCGUUGCUUCUGAGUCCGACUACUAUCCCCGGAGAUUGUGGGGAAAACCCAGUGAGGAUCUACCCAGCAAGCCAAAAUAUCUUGUAACAUUUACUGUUGGUGUUAAGCAGAAGCAUAACAUUGAUGCUGCUGUAAAGAAGUUCUCAGACGAUUUCACAAUUCUUCUCUUUCACUAUGAUGGUAACACAACUGAAUGGGAUGAAUUUGAGUGGUCAAAACGAGCCAUCCACGUGAGCGUUCGGAAACAAACAAAAUGGUGGUAUGCGAAAAGGUUUCUGCACCCAGACAUUGUUGCCCCAUAUGACUAUAUUUUUAUCUGGGAUGAAGACCUAGGAGUUGAGCAUUUUGAUGCCAAGGAGUACAUUAAACUUGUCAAGAAGCAUGGUUUGGAAAUUUCGCAGCCAGGUUUAGAUCCCAGGAGAGGAACAACAUGGCAAAUGACAAAGAGAAGAGGUGAUCGUGAAGUUCACACGAUAACAGAAGAGAAACCAGGCUGGUGCCCAGACCCCCAUUUGCCUCCAUGUGCAGCAUUCAUUGAGAUCAUGGCUCCCGUCUUUUCACGAGAUGCAUGGCGUUGUGUGUGGUAUAUGAUUCAGAAUGACUUGGUACAUGGUUGGGGACUUGACUUCGCACUUCGUAAAUGCGUUGAGCCUGCUCAUAAGAAAAUUGGAGUUGUAGAUGCUCAAUGGAUUGUUCAUCAAGGUGUCCCUUCCCUUGGAAAUGAGGGGCAAGCAAAAGAUGGACAGGCUCCUUGGAAAGGGGUGAGGGAGAGAUGUAGAAAGGAAUGGACAAUGUUUCAAUCUAGGGUAGCAAAUGCAGAGAAAGCCUAUUUCAAGUCAAAAGGAAUUGAUCCUUCUAAAGUUGAUCAUUAAGUCAACAUGAUCAAAGUUGACAGUAUACAGUCUAGGCAAUUUUGCCUAGGAUUAUAGGUGGUUCCAUCAUGUAAAAUUGAUAGCCAUAGCUGUUAAGAUACAUUACAUUUAUGAAGGAAUAUUGAAGAGCUUCUUUAGGAGUAUCCUACAUGAUCGCGACGUGCUUUUAUUUUAUAAUAAAAAAGGUUAGAAAGAA
This is a messenger RNA of Lycium barbarum (goji berry), 1772 nucleotides long. RefSeq lists its product as uncharacterized. The record is from RefSeq and is a predicted model, not a curated record. The transcript has 15 exons. Lineage: Eukaryota; Viridiplantae; Streptophyta; Magnoliopsida; Solanales; Solanaceae. The coding region runs from base 401 to 1576 and encodes 391 amino acids.